Molecule: messenger RNA, 1470 nt
Organism: Coregonus clupeaformis (lake whitefish)
Lineage: Eukaryota; Metazoa; Chordata; Actinopteri; Salmoniformes; Salmonidae
Product: serine/arginine-rich splicing factor 10-like
Exons: 5
Coding region: 172-918 (248 amino acids)
Molecular function (GO): RNA binding
Source: RefSeq, a predicted model, not a curated record
AAAUGUUAAAGACAUACAGUUCUGGAGAAACCACAACAAAGAAUGUAAAGACUGGCGUAGAGUAGUUUCAAGCCAAAGGGACCAUAAUGAUUUCAGGCGACACGAAAUAGUGGGAAAAGAACACAAAGAGCAAAGUUAAAGCAUGAAGACACAAGGAGGAGAAUAGAGAGCAUGAAGGCUUCCAUUUGUCUACCAAAGAGGAACAUUUUAAAGGAUGUAUUGGGUGAAGACAAGCCGGAAAUCUCAAGUUCUUCUGCCAAGCAGUUAAAGAGCGUAAAAAGUCAAGCUGAAGAUCAAAGGUCAAGCAUGUUUAAAGGUGACAAGCUUAAUGUUUUCACAUUCGAGGACGUGCGAGAUGCAGAGGACGCCCUCCACAACCUGGACCGCAAGUGGGUGUGUGGCCGACAGAUCGAGAUCCAGUUUGCACAGGGUGACCGAAAAACCCCCAACCAGAUGAAGACGAAGGAGAGCUCUCCUCGCAGAGGGUCCCGCAGCAGCUCCUUCUCCCGCUACGACGACUACGAACGCGGUGAUGGCCGACGCAGACGCUCUCGCAGUCGCAGCUACGAAAGGCGCCGGUCACGCAGCCCUUCCUGCGACCGCCGUCCUCGGAGGUCGGAGAGCCCUAGAGACUCUCGAUCAUAUGGCAGGCACAGGCGAAGCAGAAGCCAUGAGAAUGACAGGUACAGGGGCCCUCCACGUGAACACAACAGGAUGCACCAUGCACCCCUGUCUCGUAACCGCUCCGCCUCCCACUCCCCCUCUCCUCCCAGAUCCAGGCCCAAAGACGCAAAGUCCCAGUCCAAAUCACCCAACCCCGUCAAGGACUUCCACCCCUCUUCUGGCACCCAGAAACAGGCCUGUGGACGCUCCUACUCCAGAUCCCUGUCCCGAUCGCGCUCUCACUCCAGAUCCUAGGACCUCACACCCUCAAACCCUGUUACUCUGUCGCUAAAUAUGUUUAUGUUCAACAAUAUAACAUAUGAAUAUGGAGGCUAGUGAGUGGUUAUUACACAAUACCACCUCAGUUCAUUAGUUGAGUUAUCAUGAUAUCUCUGGGCUGAUGCCAUACAACAGGAGAGCUGGUUGUCCCUACAGAUGGAUAGUAAUUGUUAAUGUUAGUUCAGUUUCAUUUACCUCCUCUGAAGAACAUUGGCUGUUUAAUUUACCUUCAUAUUGGUUUAAUUCUAUUAAUUGAACCCAAUGAUAUUAAGUUCAGCACAUUAGAAUUGGUCAACUGUGUAAAAUAUGAAGGUACUGCUUGUUUUGGGCUAACAGGUAUUCAUUCACCUCUGGCUACAGAACAGGUUGAGAGUGCAAAAAAACAUAAGACGAGAAGUUAUAAAUCUGGAGUUUGCAGUGAUAUCUAGUCAAGUUUACUGUUAUUAUUUUUUUUACAUUUGAUAUAGAUAAAAUGUCCAGCAUUUUUUUAAAGAUCAAUUGUUUUUAUUAAAUAUCCUGUAUUAUUGA